ACAAUCCAAACAAAAACCAAUUCUUUGUUUUCUAAAUGGUGAGAAAUUCGAUGAAGGCUGAGUACGAUCUUGAUCAUCUUCCUCAUCAAAGCUUCUAUGGAGAUAAUUCAAGAACUUUGGUUCCUAUGAACAAGAACUCCCAAAUAAUCACCAAGAUCAAGCCUAAGAUUCGUAUCAUCCAUAUAUUUGCGCCGGAGAUUAUCAAUACUGACGUCAAGAACUUCCGUACACUCGUCCAAAGUCUAACCGGAAAACCGGAGAUCGCCAAAACGGGUUCUAGGAAAAAGACAGCGAGAACAAAUAUUCCUGCGCCACCGCCUCCACUUCAAGAAUCCAGCCAAGAACAUACGGCAGAGCCGGUCAACAGUUUUUUAGGGAGCCACGUGGUGAAGGAAGAAUGGGGAUCAUGUUCAAACACAAACACUUACUUUGAUUUAGACGGUUUGAUUGAUCUUGACGAAGAGGACAACAUGUUCUCAAGUCGAUGGUUUGAUCUUCAAGAGUAACUAAACUAGUCACACUUUGCCCUAAUAUAGGGCCUCUACUAAAACGUCCUAUUGGUUCUAAUGAUUUAAUCAUUCGUUCUAUUUGGGAUGCAACACGACAUUGCUCAUUGUGAUACACGAGGUUGACGACGAUCAUCAUAUAAGUAGUGGGUAGAUACAUAGUUUGCAUAGAUAUACACAUGUUGUGAUUAUUUUGCGCUCUUUGAAUUUGUAGACUGACUUUGAUAAACUCGUGUAACAGUGUAACACGUUGUAUUCACGCGA
Raphanus sativus (radish) is the source of this 770-nucleotide messenger RNA. RefSeq names its product VQ motif-containing protein 18-like. The transcript has a single exon. Lineage: Eukaryota; Viridiplantae; Streptophyta; Magnoliopsida; Brassicales; Brassicaceae. The record is from RefSeq and is a predicted model, not a curated record. Gene Ontology annotation, cellular component: nucleus. Bases 36 to 506 code for a protein of 156 amino acids.